AUGUAUCUGACGCAGCUGGUGUCCAAUAGCCAUGGUGAUAUAUAUGUCCCUGCUGGCCGUGCCAUCCGGCGCCUUGUGAGCUUGACCGACAGGGUUGAGGACCUUGUUGGAGAGCACGAUCGAAGGAGUGCUCUGUGUGAUGAAGAUGACCAACACACAGAAGAGGAGGAACAAAUCUAUCAGUCAUUUCAACAGCUACUUCGCUGGGUUCCAUGCGUCCGCAGCCUUGUCAACUCUCAAAGUGAUGGAUAUCAACUCAAUAUCGCUUAUCAAAAGCUCAAUAGAGGUGCUGAUUCAGCACGGGGUGAUGACACUAGUUCCUUGAAGAAAGCAGUGGCUUCAUGGCUUAACGAGAGCCUUCCUACCCCCAACCCACCCAUCCCCUUAGUCGACAAGUCUGGACGUGGGUUUUAUCAUGAUGUGACCGGGGAACUUUUAUGUCCCGUAGAUUUCCAUUGGGCUGAUCCAAAAAUGAAGAAAGGGAUACGAAACUACGAACCCGACUUUCAAGUUACCGCUCAUUCGUGGCCAGCAUUCUUGUAUUGCAACAGUAAAUAUGACCCUGACAACCCGAUGAAAGGGCUGUUCAAAGGUGUUUUGCUCGUCAGGACUUUCAAACAUAUCUUUACGUCCCCCAGCUCUGCUGGGGAGAUACAAUCUGACGAAGAAGAACUGGGCUAUCAGGAACCAUCACACAAGCAGUCUAGGACUUCAGGUGAACGGCGCACCCAGUCCAACAUCGCAACAAUAUUAGGAAUGUGCUCAUUACGAUUUGCCUUAUCAAGCUGUGGUGCCUGGCAUAUUGUUGAUGAUGAGUUUAAUCAUUGUCAAUUUUACAUCUACAUUGUCGACUACUUUGAGCAUCCACCUACAUCUGCCGCCAAAGCCUCUGUCGACACUCUUCUUGUUUGGUGGAACAGAAAGGUCUUUGGGGCUCGCAAUGUGUCUACUUACUUGCCUCAGAAUGUAGCACAGUACUCUGUUGCUAACACUUCUGCUACACGCCAUCAGUGA
This is a messenger RNA of Suillus fuscotomentosus, 1014 nucleotides long. RefSeq lists its product as uncharacterized. The coding region runs from base 1 to 1014 and encodes 337 amino acids. The record is from RefSeq and is a predicted model, not a curated record. The transcript is spliced from 7 exons. Lineage: Eukaryota; Fungi; Basidiomycota; Agaricomycetes; Boletales; Suillaceae.